Tuber aestivum (summer truffle) is the source of this 2234-nucleotide messenger RNA. The record is from the annotation of a GenBank genome assembly. NCBI's taxonomy places the organism in Eukaryota, Fungi, Ascomycota, Pezizomycetes, Pezizales, Tuberaceae.
AUCACGGCCAAAAAAACAAAAAACGAAACAAUGCUAACCCGGCCUGAAGACCUCUCCAACCCCCCCAAAACCACCUUGUUCAGCCAGCUCUUGCGAGACCACUCGGAUAUCCGCGCCAAAAACCCGGUCGACGAAUCCGGGCCUUUCCAGAGGCUGUACCAUUCCCUCCCCUCCCCUCCCCUAGCCCCACCCGCUCCGCUUUGCGGGGGCUAAUUGGAAAGAUAGGUGCGAAGCCUGCCGCCGCGGGGACCUACAAACCGUGCAAAACCUGAUCGCGUACGAGGGCGUGAACUUGAACGCUGUCGACCGGUUCGAUAAUCUUCCUCUGACUUUGGUACGUAUUUUCGCAUGCUCGUCUAACGCGAAUGGUCGCGGUGGCUGAAGGGGGAAGUGAUAAGGCUAGUCUGUGCGGACACUACGAAGUGGUGGAGUUGCUGCUCGAGAGCGGCGCCGUAUGCGAGAGGGAUACAUUCCAGGGCGAGAGGAUUUUGUAUAAUGCCUUGAAUAGCCGGAUCAGGAAUUUGUUGGUGCGGUAUGAUGUAUUACUCCCGCUGGCUCUGUUGUACUCUCAUCUCCCACAGCUGAUAUUGAGAGGGGGGGGGGGUAGUAUUCGAAAAGCAUCGACCCGGCGCAGCCCUGGGCUGCGCAUAUCGCGUCCUUGCUCUCGCGGGAGCCGUUGGAUACUACUGACAUAGUUAUAACGGCAACUACCGCCACUGGCCUGGAAAUGGCCUUUCACCUGCACAAGUUCAUGCUCUCGGCUCGCUCGCCGUACCUGCGGCGGAGGCUCUCGCUCCCCUAUACCCCCACCGCCGCCAACGAGCAUGAGCCCAAAAAGACCAUCCGGCUCUCGCAAAGCUUCUCCCCGCGCGCGUUGGAGACCGUGGUGAAACACAUCUACCUCGGCGACAUCUUUGUGGACCCUAAUUCGGACGAGGACGCGAUGGAGAAUAUAGAAAAGUUGAGCAGACAUCUGGAGAUCCCAGAGUUGUGCGAACUUUUGCUAGCAGAUACGCCGAAAUUGCGACGGCAGCUGCGCAGCGAGGGAUUGAAGAAGGCACAAGCGGGGAUGGAAGAGUGGGUGCAGGAGAACGUGCUGAAGAAGAGGAUCGUGGUAAGGAAGUCACAGGUCGGGGGUAUCAAGAUGUUUCCGGGAAACGAUAGUUUCGCAGACGUGCUCAUCCGUUCCGAUGAGCCGGACUGGCACGGCGCAGAGGUAGUAGACGCAGGCACAGGCGGAGAAGUAGAAGAAGAGGAAGACUACUUUACACACAUCUAUCCAACCCACAAAGCCCUCCUCCGCUCCGAAUUCUUUACAGCAAUGUUCACAUCCCCCUUCCUCGAAGGCCUGCCCACAACCCCCGCCUCCCCUCUCCCCAUAAUCUCCCUUCCCCUACCCGCCUCCACCCUCCCAUAUCUCCUCCUGCACCUCUACCUCGAAACCCCGACCCCGCCCCCGCUCCAGCACUCCCUCUCUCUCCUCUACACCUCGGACCUCCUCUUCCUCGACCGCCUAAAAUCCAAAUGCGCACAGGUCAUCGCCACAGCGUCCGACGACCUCCCCUUCCACAUCUACGACGUAAUCCGCGCCGCAUGGGCCACGCGCGUCCCUCGGCUCGAGGCCUUUGGCGCAAAGUACAUUGCCGAGCGACUCGAGGACUUUCUCCCCGACCCGGAGUUUCUGGAGCUGGUCGCUGAGAGCGCGGGGAGGAUCAAGGGUCGGCAGGAAACGGAUACCAUCGAACUCGUGGACGACAUCCGGUAUUACCUAGACGAGAGAUUUAGGAUGAGGGUGGAGGAUAAUUUGGGGUUCUGUGGGAACGGGGAGGAGGCGGCGGGCGAGGUUGAUGGCAGUUUGAAGACGGAGAAGGGCCAUGUUUAUGAGGAGUUGCUGGGGAGGAUCGAUGCGCUUCUGGAGGAGUUGAAGUUGGACGCUUAGAGUGCGGUUGGAGAUGUAUGUUACACGCGUACACAUUCGUUUGUUUCAUUUGUCCCUUACAUUUUUUGCGGGGCGCGAUACCCAGGCAGAUAUGGCCGGGAAUGAAUAGAGUUGCACGAUUUCCCAUGACAUGAUGGUAGCAGAUUCACAGUGUAGGUUACCAGUCAGUCAAUUAGACUGGUCGAGUCGAGCAAGGAGAUAGCAAGCAGGGGGUGAAAAAAAAAAAGUCCACAUGAUCGAAAUACCCCACUCCCUUCAUUCAAUCUAUAGAGGGAACGAGUAUGGAAAGAAAAAA